AUGCAAAACUACAACUAUACCAACGUAUGGAGGGAAGGCCUCUUUAAAGGAAAAGUGGCUCUUAUUACAGGUGGGUCGGGCACAAUAUGUAGACAACAGGCUGCAGCCCUUAUGAAGUUGGGAUGCGAUGUCUCUAUUGUUGGUAGAGACACCCGACAAGUUGGCCAAGUGGUCAAAAUAUUGGAAGGUUUAAGUACUGGUUCGAAGGUCAUUGGAAUUGGCGAUUGUGAUGUCAGAAGUAUAGAGUCCAUGAAGGGUGUUGCGGAUAGAACAGUUGAACAACUAGGCCGAAUUGAUUUUGUCAUUUGUGGGGCAGCGGGGAAUUUCCUCUCUGAUUUUAAUCACAUGUCCGCCAAUGCAUUCAAAUCGGUGGUUGAUAUUGACCUCAUUGGUUCCUUCAAUACUGUCAAGGCGUGUUAUAAGGAGUUGGUUGCUAAUAAGGGCUCUGUAAUUUUUGUGUCGGCCACGUUGCAUUAUUAUGGUGUUCCCUUUCAAUCUCACGUGGGGGCUGCAAAGGCAGGUAUAGAUGCAUUGUCCAAUGCUUUGGCUGUUGAGUUUGGUCCUUUGGGAAUUAGGUGCAAUUGCAUUGCCCCAGGACCUAUUGGUGGAACAGAGGGCUUCAAUAAGUUGGUCCCAAAUAAAAGAAAAUUCCAGUCAAAGAUUCCGUUGCAACGGUUAGGAGAGACAAGGGAUAUUGCCAAUGCCACUGUCUUCCUAUUUAGUCCAGCAGCAGAUUGGAUCACUGGUUCAAUCGUGGUUGUAGAUGGCGGGUUUUGGCAUAUGGGCAAUUUCAAUACAACAGACAUGUAUCCUGAUUUGUUAAAGGAGAAACUACUUGCUAAGCUAUAA
Pichia kudriavzevii is the source of this 849-nucleotide messenger RNA. RefSeq lists its product as uncharacterized. The record is from RefSeq and is a predicted model, not a curated record. Gene Ontology annotation, biological process: fatty acid catabolic process. The transcript has a single exon. Lineage: Eukaryota; Fungi; Ascomycota; Pichiomycetes; Pichiales; Pichiaceae. Bases 1 to 849 code for a protein of 282 amino acids. Gene Ontology annotation, molecular function: 2,4-dienoyl-CoA reductase (NADPH) activity.